AACUGAUCGUGUUCGACCGACCGGCCAUUCCUCCACGGUCGCAUUCCCUCGUGGCCGGCGCACCGCGCUCCGAGCAGCAAUGGCGUUCGCCGCGGCUGCGCGGAGAAGCCUCGCCUUGCCUAGCAUCUCCGAUUGCCUCUCCCGCCGCUUCCAUCCCGCGCUCCCCCAACUGCUCCCAUCCAACUCCAUCGGCGAUCCCCGGAAGCCCUCGCCCCUUCCUCUCUCACCCGCAACGCGUCCGUUGCGCUUCGCGUUCUCCCCUUGCGGGACAGCUCAAACCCUAAACCUCCUUCCAUUCGGCAUCCACCUCCUCGCCGGGCCACCCCGCCGCGGCUUCUCCUCCUCCUCCGGCGACAUUGACUUCGCCGACGUCCUCACCGGCGCCGCCGAUGCCUGGCCGCCCGUGGCUGCCCCGGCGAGCUUCCCCAGCGAGGUGGCGUUGGCCGCAGGGGACUCGUCGAUUGCCGUCGCGGCGGUGCAGCAUCUCAUCGACGCGGUCCAUUCCUUCACUGGUCUGAACUGGUGGAUUUCCAUUGCUCUCUCCACUGUGCUCUUACGGUCUGUGUCGUGCCCAUUGUGGAUGCUUGCCAGGAAACGAGUAUAUGAGAUGUGUCAGGAGAUGCAGCAAACCAGCAAGUUGGUAAAUAAUGCUAAGGACGAUGCAUCAAGAGAAGAAGCUGAGCGUGCAGCAUGUUCUUCACUCAAAAAGCUAGGUCUUGCAUUAUAUCUUCCAGUAAUUGUGACACCGUAUACCUUGAUAACUCUUCACAUUGCUAUAUCAAACAUGGUUGACAAUGUCCCAUCUUUAAAAGGGGGUGGAGCAUUGUGGUUUACUGAUCUGACAACCCCUGAUGCUCUUUGCAUCUUUCCCAUGAUAACAUCACUGUUCAUCAUGCUUACCUCAGAGCUCAAGUACGGUGCUUCAACGAAAUGCAAAAAAUGCUCUCGCACGAUGCACAAAGAAGCAAGGGAAGCUCUGAGAGUAAUAUCUCUUCUAUCUAUGUUGUUGACAGCAACCCUUCCUCAGGCGAUUUCUUGUUCCUUGGUCACCUGGAGUUCUCUAAGUCUUGCAGAAAGGAUAGCUCUCGAACAGCCAGCUGUGCAGAAAGUACUAUAUGGCACCCCCUUGAAACAAAGAAAAUGUUCUUGUGAUGGACAGAAGGGCCCAACUGCUGAAGAUGAUGCCCCUUCUGUCAAAGAGCAGGAAGAGCCCGUUUCCCCAGAGACAAAGAAAUCUUCUGAUGGUAGCACUCACAGAGAAGAGUCCGAUAUGAAAUCGACCAAAGACGGUUAAAUGUAGACACUAAUACUCGCCACUUUUUUUUCGAGAUGAACUACACCACUUACCGGGUAGCAAUCUCCUAGUCUUAUGCUUUAUCUGGUUCCAGGAGUAGAGUAGCUGGCUACUACUGGAGACGAAUAGGUAGCAUACUGACGUGUUCAUCAUGUGCUAGCUUAGGUAUGGUGAGAUCUCCUGGCCUUCAUUGACACCAUGUUUUGUAAGAAAGAUUUCAUCGACACUGAUGACAUUGUACGCCUUCUCAGUUUCAUUGUGAAGGAAUUGGGAGGGACAACAAUAGAUUUUUCAGAACAAUGA
Triticum urartu is the source of this 1597-nucleotide messenger RNA. RefSeq names its product mitochondrial inner membrane protein OXA1. Gene Ontology annotation, molecular function: membrane insertase activity. Gene Ontology annotation, biological process: protein insertion into mitochondrial inner membrane from matrix. The record is from RefSeq and is a predicted model, not a curated record. Lineage: Eukaryota; Viridiplantae; Streptophyta; Magnoliopsida; Poales; Poaceae. Gene Ontology annotation, cellular component: mitochondrial inner membrane.